Molecule: messenger RNA, 1766 nt
Organism: Leptopilina heterotoma
Lineage: Eukaryota; Metazoa; Arthropoda; Insecta; Hymenoptera; Figitidae
Product: sugar transporter SWEET1
Exons: 6
Coding region: 472-1140 (222 amino acids)
Biological process (GO): carbohydrate transport
Cellular component (GO): membrane
Molecular function (GO): sugar transmembrane transporter activity
Source: RefSeq, a predicted model, not a curated record
AAUCAUUCAGGCGUAUCAUCCAUCAAAGUAUUAGUUAUUGCUCUGUACCUUCUUUCAAGGUCUCUGACGUAAAACUCGAAUCAAGGUCGUUCCAACAGGGCUGUCUAAAUUUACUUUUUAAUUUGUGAAAUUUCAUAUAAUUUUUUCGCAAAUUUAAUUAAAAAUUAAAUAACAAAUAAAUACCGUGUGACAGACUUUUAGAUAUAAUUUAGUGCUGUGAAAGUGAAACUGUGUUAGUUAAUUCCCUUUCGGAAAUAUUCUUGUGUGUUUAUCAACUAAGAUUGUAAAUGACUUUUAUUAUACGUAUAUAUACCGGACUUGACAUGACAAUCACUCUUCAGUUUCUCUCUGACCUGUUUACUGUGCGUGUGUACUUGUUCUCGUGCUAUUGAAACUAUUUUAUUUUUAUGAAUGAAAAGUGACAGAAGAUUGUUUUAAAAAGUAGAAAAUUUGAAAAUAAUAUUAAAUAAAAUGGCUUUGGAAGAUUAUAAGGAUAUUGUGGGAACGAGUGCGGCAAUUUCUACUGUGGGACAAAUGUUAGCAGGAGUAUUAAUAUGCAAGGACAUUUACAAAAAACAAUCGUCUAAAAAUAUUGAUCCGAUGCCAUUUAUUGGCGGUCUGGGAAUGAGUGUCUUAGUGCUUCAAUAUGCAUUAAUUCUCCAAGACUUUGCGAUGAUAAAUGUGAAUGUUGUCGGAUUUGUAUUAAACGUUCUCUACACUGGAUUUUAUUAUUCUUAUUGUCCAACAAAAUCGAAUCUUCUGUCGACAUUAGGAAAAACGGCUGCAUUCGUUGCAAUAAUUAUUGGCUAUGCACAAUUGGAAAAUGAAUCCAAAGUGGAAUUUCGAUUUGGAAUUAUUGUCACGACAGUAAUGUUUCUAUUACUCGCAUCGCCGCUCAUUCAUUUGGGAGAAAUUAUCAAGACUAAAAGUACGGAAAUGCUUUCAUUUCCCAUUAUAUUUAUGGCAACAAUCGUCACAUUCCAAUGGCUCUUAUAUGGUCUUAUCAUUGACAAUAGUUUCAUAGUUUUCCAGAAUGCGGUUGGAUUCACACUUUCUGCAUCCGAAUUACUUUUAUUCGUCAUCUUCCCCUCGACUCCUGCUAAAACUGCAUCUUCAAAGGCUGCUAAGAAGGAUAAAUAAUUUUUACGACGAUUCUCUACAACUGUGAUAUUUUACAUUCCUUAGUAGAAAUCGAUAAUUAGAACUGAAAAUUUUUAAUUAGAAAAAGAAUUUAAAUUCGUCUUCUUUUUAAUUCAUUCUCAAUUUCAAAUUUCUCUUUCUCUCUCUAAAAAAAAAUCUAGUACAAUGCAAACAAAGAAAUAGUGUUUCAUCAUAUUUUAAUAUCUCAAUUUUUAAAUCUAUUUAAGAAGGGACUAUAAAAUUGACUCUUAGAUUAAAAAUACAAAUAUUGCUAUAGACAAUGACAUUAAAUAAUAUUAAAGUUCCUAAUAAUAUUAUGAAAAAAACUAGUAAAAUUGGUAUAGAUAAAAUAAUGUAGAUAAAAACAAGUGACCUCUAUUUUUCUUAUAAAAUACAAAAGAAAAUGUAAUUAAUUUCGAAUUAUUCGCUAUUGAAAGAUUGAAAUUAAUAUUAUUUUGUUUAUAUCCAUACAGUGAAGGACAAAUAAUUACAAUUCACUAUUGUUAACUAGCGUUAAAAUAAUUAAAAUUAUGCAAUUACUUUCAAAGAGAAUGUUGCCUUCUAUGUUAAAUCUAUUUUUUGUAACUUAAACAUUUUACAUAAAUAAAAAUUUAUCUUUUAAAAAA